GCUUCUUCACCCUGGUGUGUUCAUUGGUGCGAAGCACACCGGGCAAUGAACCCCACUGUUGCUUUCCUCGGGCACUCGGUGCCGGCAACACAACUGCUAGACAGUAUUAAUGAGUCCCCUUAAAAGGUACUGUAGUAAUGUUCAAAAGAGACUUCUCUCCUUUAAUGUAAUUCAAUAGAGGAGUUAGAAGCCAGGGUCUGCCAAGCAGGCUUUACACGCAACUUCCAGUAAAGGCUGUGAUCCCAAGGCAUUUUCAGGGGCGAGACAGAGGUGCGCUGUGAGAAACUGCUACUUAUAAGCCAGUACUGUACAGUGAAAGGAAAAUUACUUCAAUGAGCCUGGAGCCAAAAUACUUAUCUGCUCUGUCUGAUAAAUCGUAUUUGUACUAGUGCGUGACAUACCUUCCUGCACGUGUGCCUGGAAAGACACGUGGGCGGAGAUGUCAACUGUGUAUUCAAUCAAACCCUAAAUUCUCUGCCCGGGCUUGUUUUUCCUGCUGCUGCCUGACGCAAGGUUAGGGCCGGUGUAACGACCGGCCCUAGCAACCACGCGGCCUCCUGGCUGAAAUCCCAAAUCGCGGCGAUUUAAAGUGUUUUAAAUCUCAAAUUCGAGCGAUUUCUCCCUACGGUGCCUUAGCUACGCUUCCCGCCUCGGGCAGCAGCAGAGCGGGGCUUGUCCCCUCUGCACCAAGUGGCUGCAAACCGGCCGGCGGCGGGCUGCGGUGUAGCACGGUGGGGAAGGGGCUGCACCUGCUGCUGCUCAGGCGUGGGAGGGAGGAGCAGCCGGGCUCUCGGGCGGGGUCAGCAGACACCGCGCCCGCAUGCGGCUGCGGCAUAGCGCGCUGGUCGCAAGGGCACCGCCCAGCCGCUCCCUCACUACUUGCAGCCCGCUCCCAAGGCUCCGGUGUCCGCGCAGCGGGACUUGGUGCCUGGCCCCAGUCUCCGUGGUGGCGCCCGGGUUACCCCGCUGCCGCCUCGGGGGGCGCCAAAGGCGGCGGGGGAAGGGCUGGCAGGCGGGAGCAGGGGCAGGGGCAGGCUCCCCGCAUGUGUUCCCAGCUCCCCACAGAGCGCUCGGCUUUCACCCCCAUCCCCGAGCGCGGCCAGGCUGGGGCGUGCCCCGGCCGCCCCGUCUCCCCUCCCAGCAGUGCCUGCCGCGCACCCCAGAGAGCAGCAUCCCCGGGCUAGCUCGUGUCUCCUGGGAGGCAGCUGCCAGGGGCUGGCUCUCUCCCAACCAAGCUGAAGCGAGGGACCAGCUCUCUCCCGUCUCCACCCACAGAUAUGGGAAUCGUAUCCCCCCCCAGCCAUCCAGAAGGACUAUCAAAAUAAAGAUGAGCCAUCAAGGAACAUCACAAUACAAAGGAUUGGUUAAUGGCCCUAUCCAACCUGGGAAAAGCUACAUGCAAGGAAGCUCAUCCUAUGGACUUGAAAACUGAAUGAAAGAAAUUAGACAAAUUUCCUGUGACUUUAUCUCUCUCUUUGCUGUUUGAACUCUGGGAGGGCCAGAGACUGAGGCAGAUAUCCCCAGACACUUCGAAUUGACAGAUCUCUACAACUCUGUCACUCUAGUGACUUAGAUGAUAACUCAUUUGUGUUAAAACGUAAUGGCUGCAGCUGUGUUUACCUGUAGUAUAAUCCUAGUGUUUAUCUCUUCAGUGAAGGCAGAGGAAUGCAUGGUACAUGAUGUGCUGCAUAGUCAAAGUUUGAUAUCUGUACUGGUAGGAGAACCUCUUACUAUUGAUUGUUUGUUAGAUAAAACACUGGCUCUUCAGCACAUGAAUUACAGCUUGACUUGGUAUAAAAGUGGGAGCAAAAUGCCUGUAACUCAAGUGAAACUUUCCAGAAUACAUCAGCACAAGAACUUGCUUUGGUUUAUGCCUGCAAUUUUAGAAGACUCAGGAUCCUAUGAAUGUGUCAUGCGGAAUUUAACAAGCUGCAAGAAAAUAUAUUUCAGUGUAAUCGUUUUCAAAAAUACUGCUGGUUUGUGUUUUAAUGGGGAUUUUCUCUAUGCUCAAGAGAUAUCAGCAUCAUCAAAUGCAAAGAUUGUGUGUCCUCAUCUAGAUUAUUUCAGAGAUGAGAAAAAUACUUUACCCAUUCACUGGUAUAAGGAAUGUAAUCUGAUUGACAAUGAAAGAUUUCUAAAUCGGGAUGAUGAUCUCAUAAUAAAUAGUGCAAAUGUAAAUGAUUCAGGAAAUUACUCAUGCAAGAUGACAUAUAAUUAUAUGGAAAAAGAAUAUAACAUUUCACGAAACAUUUAUGUAACUGUUAUAGAGACCCCACUGAAGAAGAGAACUGAAAUUCUUUAUCCAAGAAACAAUACAAUUGAAGUGGAACUUGGGUCCAAUGUUGUUGUGGACUGCAACGUAUCAAGUUUUAAAGAUAAUUCAAUUGGAAUAUCCUGGAGAGUCAAUAAUACUUUAGUCAAUUUUUUGUUUAUGGGGAGAGUCCAAGAGGGAAAUCAAGAAGAUUCUUUCCCAGAUGGGUACUUAUUCUCUACAGUGACGCUCAACAUCACAGAAGUGAAGCAGGAGGAUUAUGGACGUCAGUUUGUGUGUCAUGCUGGUGAAGUUGCAGCCUACAUUGCAUUAAGACGGCCAGUUCGAAAUUUUCAAGGAUACUUGAUUGGAGGACUCCUUGCACCAGUGUUUGUAAUAGUUGUUGCCAUAUUAAUCUACAAGUAUUUCAAGAUUGACAUUGUGCUUUGGUAUCGAAAAUCCUGUCGCCCUUUUCUGAGUAAAGAAGUUUCAGAUGGGAAGAUCUAUGAUGCAUAUGUAUUGUAUCCAAAAAUCAACAGAGUAGAUUGCAUCUACACACCAGAUAACUUUGUGCUAAAGCUGCUUCCUGAGGUUUUAGAGAGACAGUGUGGCUAUAAUCUGUUUAUACUUGGAAGAGAUGAUUUACCAGGAAAAGCUGUGAUCAAUGUUGUUGAUGAAACCAUUAAGCAAAGCAGAAGGCUUAUAAUUGUAUUAGUACCAGAAUCGUCAAGUUGCAGUUUAUUAGAGGAUAUCUUCGAACAGCAACUGGCUGUGUACAGUGCUCUUGUCCAGGAUGGAAUUAAAGUUAUUCUGAUUGAACUAGAUAAAAUAAAGGACUAUACGAACAUGCCAGAAUCAAUCAAAUACAUUAAGCAAAAGCAUGGGGCCAUCACAUGGAAAGGAGACUUCACAGAGAAAUCUUAUUUAGCAAAUACAAAAUUUUGGAAAAAUGUCAGAUACCGAAUGCCACCCAGACGUCCAACUUCUUCAGAACUACACUUGCUGCCAACAGCCUUGAACACCUUUCAAACCACAGAAAGAUGAGGCAUAUGUCACUUUAAUGGCCCUGGGCAGCUGCAUUUUGAAAGCUGUCUUGGUGGAUUUUAUUAGAAUGCUGAUUGUGUACAUAGUAAAUGGACGAUUUCACGUAAAGCCUUUCAGGAUUGCAUUCACAGGUUAAAGAAAGCUAAUUAAUUAUCAUUCCACUGUGCAUAGCUAGCCUGCAGGAUACACAGUACUAUUCCUUCAGUGUUAUAUUAAUGACAACAUUAGAAUGAUGACAGCAGAAAAGAAGCUCCGAACACAGCAGAAACCUCUGGGGAAAAAAUAAGCUUUUGAAAGGGCACUUUUAAGACCCUUUUUGAACAGUGUGUUUCUAGAAAAGAAACUGUAUUAAAGCAGAUGAAGUAUGAUGAACAUUCAGGUAUCUUUUAUGUUAACUGAGUCCAGAUUUAUAUUCUGAGUUUUGUUAGUGAUAUUUUAUGUCUUUAGCCUAGUAGUUUAACUACAAUUGCAGUAGUUAAAAGCGCAGUUCAUUAAUCUGUUCUUUAUCACGAACUUACUCAUUCCACCCAGGUUAGACCCUCUUCACCCUGCCACCAAGCACGGUCAGACAUUGCCAUGCAUAUCCUGCAAAAGCUCAUCUUACUCUGAAUUGUAGAUCUUCAACUCCCAACAAAUACAUUUUUAAAUGAAUAUGAACAGUUUGAAAGAUGGAGGCAGUUCAGCUGAAAGAUGCCACAGUGAUUAGUUUUUAAGCAUAAUAUUACUGAACAUAUUUUAAAUGAUCUGGAAGAGGGGCAAAGGAUUAAACAGAUGUAAAAUGUUAAUUACUUCACUGAUAAUACUAAUUUGGGGUAUGAGGCAAGCACCAAGGAGCAUAAAGUAAACCUAUGAAGGCUGGAAAUCCAUCCGUAAAAUGAUAUAACCUAAUCUAAUAAGAUUCACUAGAAGCAUUACAAAAUGUACUGUACUGAACAGUCAAUGACCUGGCAUAAAGACAGACUAGGUGAUUGAAUAAGUCUCUUCCAUCUCCUAAUGUCUAAGAAUUGAUGAGAAGUGAUAGCAGUGUGUUUAAUAUUGAUCAGGUAUAAGUAUUAAGUUAAUGGAGCAAGUGUGGGGUUUUUUUGGUUUGUUUUUUAAGAAAAUAUAUGCCAUAGUUGCAGCUGAUUUUUAAUAAAUUUCCAGUACUGUUUUGAGUCAAUUUUUGAAGCAAACUGCAGGGAUUUGGUGGUAUAAUUUCCACACUUGCUGGCCAGCAGAGAUGGCAAGUUUUAGAAGUGAUACCUAUUUUUGAGAAAAGGAGGCAGGAUUUUCAUUGACCUUUCCUGGCACAGUGGAGGAUUUAAUGUUUGCAGGUUGUAAUAGAGUAGUCUGUGUAUACUUAUCCAAAGUGUUCUGACUAAAACUGGUAAGAAAUUUAGUCUGCACUGGAGAGGACCACAAGGGCCUGGGAUAUGUUUAAGAUACAGGGAUUUACAACAACGAACUAGUCAAUGUAUUGGCCUUCAGUAGAUUACAGGUGGAAGGAAAUUUGUAUUUUUGUAAAUGAUAGGAAAAAAUCAUGCUCUUGAAAUGAAGAGAAGAGUAGAGUUGCAAAGUGCACAUUGGUCAUGUGAGAAAUGACAACCUCUAGGGCAGGCCAGAGAAAACUGUAGUGAAAUUUGGGAGAUCAAAUAUUGAAUAUCUAAAUGUAUGGAUACUGUACUGACCACCUGUGGAUCUACUGGUUGUCUUCUAAAUUAGCCAGAAAAAGUUAUUUCACUCUGAAACUAAUGCUUAAGGCCCCCUGAUUACAAUGGAACUACUUGCAAAAAUAGUUAAGUGUGUGUGUGUAAGUGUUUGCUUGCCUAGAGGUCUGUGACAAGGGGAACUCUCAAUGCAGAUAGAAGUUGGCUAUGUAAAAGAAGAGCUCUGACUCCUGACAUUAAAUCUGUAAUUGGUUUGAAAUUAACAAAUCCAACCCCUAGAAGUAUUGACUAUAGAUACAUGAAGCUUCACAGAAGACACUGCAUUGAUUGCAGGAUCAAUUCUUUUUUAAUACUGCUUAAUAAAGUAACUUGCUCAGGGUCUGAUAAGUAUGGUUUAUAUUAUAGAUAUUCUAGCAAGUGCAGCAAUACAUUUUUGUAAUUGGCUAUGAUCAAAGGUGGGUAUGGGGAAAUAUGAACUUUAUGUGCUCUCAGGUUCAGCACAAAAGGAAGGAAUUAUAUCACUGGGUCAAAGAACUGUGCUUAUAAAUGCUCAGUAUAUUUUACAUAAGGGGUAAAUUGUAUUUGUAUCAGUCAAUGAAAUACCUCUCUCUCUAACAUACAUAUUUUUAAGAUAGGGUGACCAGACAGCAAAUGUGAAAAAUUGGAAUGGGGGUGAGGGGUAAUAGGAGCUUAUAUAAGAAAAAGACCCUAAAAUCGGCAUAUCUGGUCACCCUGUUUUAAGAUAAGAGAAAUGUAAUAAAACCUCCAGACUGUUGUUUGAAUAGAGUGGGAAUGGUCAUGGUAUCAGGAAGAAAUAUUUUCCAUCUAUAGCAUUGCACAAUUGGAUAUGUUUAUUUUGAGGUUUUCUCCUUUUCUCUGAGCCUCAGGUACUGACCUGCAUCCCCACCCUGCCUUCCUACCAAAGCUGAUGUCACAUUUCCACCACAACCAGGACAUUUUUCUGCCUGUCUUCUUCCCAAAGCUUCACAGAACUGAUGAGGAACAUUGACUAUAUACCAUAGACAUAGAUGGCCCCUGACCUUUUAUGUUGAAAGAACUAAACCCUUCCGAAAGUCAACACAGCUCUUUGCAGUGAACAGGAUGAAAGGUGUGCUGGUGUCAUCCCAGAGCAUCUCAUCCUGGAUAACCGCCUGCAUCCUGAUUUGCUAUGAAGGUUCUGCCUCCAACCAUCACGACAGUCCAUUCCAAAAGGGCCCAGGCUUCAUCAGCAGCAUUCCUCGCACAGAUACCAAUCCAGGACAUUUACAGGGUUGUGACAUGGUCAUUGAUUUAUGCCUUCGCAUCCCACAAUGCCAUCACGCAACAGGCCCAUGAUGAUGCCAGUUUUUGGGAGGGCAGUGUUGCAGUCAGCACAUUCAUGAACUCCAAGCCCACGUUCAGAGAGAUUGCUUGAGUCACCUAGCAUGGAAUUGACAUGAGCAAGCACUCAAAGAAGAAAAAAUGGUUACUGAAAUUUCAUAAAUGUUGCUCUUUGAGAUAUGUUGCUCCUGUACAUUCCAUUACCCAGCCUCCUACCCUCUGUCAGAGCUACUGGCAAGAAGGAACUGAGCAAGUGUGGGACUGGCAGCACCCCUUAUACAGGUGCAUAGGCGCAGGGCUUCAGGAGGCGCUAGGGCCAGCCCCAUGGAUACCACUAAGGG
This is a messenger RNA of Chrysemys picta bellii (western painted turtle), 6602 nucleotides long. NCBI's taxonomy places the organism in Eukaryota, Metazoa, Chordata, Testudines, Emydidae. The record is from RefSeq and is a predicted model, not a curated record.